UAUGAAUGCUGGGAAACAGGACAGUGGCAGAAACAAGAGAGGGUGAGGGAAGGAGAGAGUGGGAAGAGCAGGGGGAGGCACAAAAGGCAAGACAGAGUAGGACAGCAGAGUGUUGGAGGGCAGCACAGCGCAGCAUACUGCUGUGUUCUGAUGAUGGAGUGAGCAUGGAGCAGCAGGACCAAAACAAGAGGAGAAGUGGAUACAAUGAGGACACAGCCUGGCAUUAUGCCUAAUCAAUAAAAGGUAGAUCAGUUGGGAAUCGGGGCAGUGGAGAGGGGGGCUCAUUAAGCGGCGUUGCUUUUGCAGGGCUGACUGCAUGCAGAGUUUGAAUCCUGCAACCAAGAGAGAGAAAUUAAGACAAAAAAAACCUUGAGACUCCAUGUGGACAUAAAACAGAACUAAAGUAGCAUCUGGCGUUCAGAUUGGGGGGACAAAAGAAGACAUUGUGCUGCUGGAUCCUAUAAACAGACGGGUGUAAUGGUGUGGAAGCGGCGCCGCGCUCUUGGAUUAUCGGGCUUUUGAGACGGGAGAUGGGGAGACGGGCGGCUGACCUGACGACUCCGGUUCCGGUUCUGGGCGUCCCUGCCCUGGUCGGGGUGCGUGCGUGGAAGACGACGGGGGCAGACAGAGCAGGAGGAGCCCUGCUGCAAGCGUGGGGACUUCAGUGCAGCGUGGGCGUGCAGACGUCCCCGGGGAUAAGCAGACUGCCCACCCAGCUAACUGGUACGCUCUCAGAUAGCAUUACUCAAACAUCCAGCAGCUAUAUUAACAAGGAAACGGAGUACAAAGAGUUACUACUGUUAACAAAGACUGACAAGGAGAAAAAGGCUAUUUUAAAACUGAAAAGUGGGGAAUCCAAGACCAAAAAAGAAGUGACUUUCAAAGCACUUGGAGGUGAGGCCUCUAAGGACGUGACCUGCUGUCAGAGAAACAGUGGCGGGACGUACUGCUUUGCCAAGGCAAUCAAGACCAAUCCACACGUCGUAGGGAACGUAACCAACUCGAGAUCGAAAGCUGCCGCCCGCUACGUCAAUGGCAGCGUGGUGGAUUCAGAGGCGAUCGGUGGAAUCAGUGUUGAUAGCGACGAGGCGGAGCCCACAAAGAAUGCGAGCUGUCGUGGAAGAGAGCAAACCAGACUGCAAGGUCAUUAUGCAGAUGAGGCUGGGAAGACGCUGCCGCUAUCUGCUGCCCGACCUUUCGGUGUGUCACAAAAAGUAUGCAACAACUGCGGUGGGAGACAGUCUGCGAGCACCGGGGCUGCCACUUUCAGGGACACUUACCUUGAAGAGAAGCCACUAAAGUCGGGCCUCUCCUCGCUUUUAACGAACACCCAUUUUCACAUGCCCCCUAUCGAUAAAAACUUCAAGAAAAGCCAGCAAAUCUCAGAAAGCACUGACAAAAGGAUGCAAUUGACAGACACUUCACAAAUAUUAUAUGUAAAUGAAGAACUGCGGUAUCGGAAAACACCACAUCCUGCAUGUCCAGUUCACUCAAGAGGAAAUCCAGACGGUUGGCCCCAUUCAUCAUCAUCAUCCUCAUCAUCAGCAUCCAUCCAGCCUUCAGCCUUCCUACAAGCUAAAACCAUCACUGUCACUCAAGCCACUAUUGAGCCCAGAUAUGAGCCCAGUGUGAAAUGUUCUCCAAAGACCUCACAGGAAAGGAAGAUCCCCCGUCCAACAAGUCUCACUUUGGGCCCUCAGAUGGCCACGGCAACCAAAACAAACAAUCCACAUUCACACACUUACCCGAAGCUGCCCAAGACUGCACAACACAGCUCCACACGGCCUAAUUUGCCUCGAGAUGUGUGUGUAUCUGUACAUGCUGCACCUGAGAGUACCCUGUCACCGCCCUCUCAUUUGUAUACCACAGCCACAGGGCCUGGAAGUACAUCCAGUACCAGCACACACAGAGGAAUCAUUAACUCUGUCGUGACAACCACUGAAAGCUUGGCUGCUGAAACCAAAGCUAAAUACGAAACCCUACAUUCACACUGCGUCAAAGUCAGCUGA
Molecule: messenger RNA, 2009 nt
Organism: Salarias fasciatus (jewelled blenny)
Lineage: Eukaryota; Metazoa; Chordata; Actinopteri; Blenniiformes; Blenniidae
Exons: 3
Coding region: 531-2009 (492 amino acids)
Source: RefSeq, a predicted model, not a curated record